Molecule: messenger RNA, 2266 nt
Organism: Triticum urartu
Lineage: Eukaryota; Viridiplantae; Streptophyta; Magnoliopsida; Poales; Poaceae
Source: RefSeq, a predicted model, not a curated record
ACCCCACGCCCGGAGCCACCCCCGUCAAUCGGCGCACACCUUUGCCUCGCAUAAUAAUCGCAUUAGCCCUACAGUUUGCGAAAGAGGCCGCCGUUUCCCUAAUUACCACUUGGUGUGUAAAGCCGAAUCCCUUGUUUCCCCUUCUUCUUCUUCUUCGCUAAUCCUUCCCCGUUCCGCCCUGAAACACACGCUCCCGUGCCAUGGACGCAGGGAGCGGAAGCUAGUUCCGGCGCCGCCCCAUCCCUCUGGCAUCCGCGCCGCUACUCACCCCGCCCCAGGACGCUGCCUUGCCGUUCCCGUACACCAGGCCGCACGACCACCGACCGCCGUCCUCUCCCGCUCGAGCACCGACCGCAGCAGCCCAUCUCUGCUCGCGCACAGGCCGCCGCCGCCCCUCUCCGCUUGAGCAUCGACCGCAGCCACCCUACCCACUCGUACAAAAGGGAAAAGAAAAUCCCUUUUUCCCAUCGCCGCCGCCUCCUCUGAUCUAUCCACGCAGCCCUCUGCCACGUCCCCCCCAGGGGAAGACAAGCUGGCGGGGACCUCCGGAGCCCAGAUCCCCUUCCGGCGGGCGGCUAAGCGACCGAGGGGCCUUCUCGAUCUGCGCCGCCCCUCUUCUUCCGCCCACAUCCUACCAAGACCUGCAGCGAAUCCAAACUACUCGAUCGCUUGUUUGGCUCAAAUGAAUUGCAAUUGGGGGACCAAGCGCGCGCGCUCCGCGUUCGGUGGUGGUGGCAAGGCGGCCCUUUCCGGCCAAUCCACGCAACCACUCCGUCCUAAUGACAGGUGCGUUCAUUCUCAUCUACAUCCCUCUUGGGGUGCCAAGCGGGCGCGCUCCGCGCUCGGCGGUGGUGGUAAGCCCGCACUUUCCGUGCAGUCCCUACCCCAUCCUAAUAACAGUGCCAGCACCUCCACAAGAGACUGGGCCAACCUCGGGGAUGGGCCAGCCGGCCUCAUCGCCGAGCUUGCCCUUGCUAGCGAUGUGGCGGACUAUGUCCGCUUCCGUGCCGUCUGCCAACCAUGGCGGCGGUGCUCGCCGGACCCGCGCGCCGGCGGCCUGGACGGUCGCUUUCUCCCCCGCCAGUGGAUAAUGCUCGACAAGGCACUUGCCGGACCGCGCCGCCAUCGCUUCCUUAACAUAUCUACAGGCGAGUGCAUCCAUAUGGAUCUCCCAGAGCUCGCCGAGCACACGCUGCUUGCGCUCACCCCGGAAGGCCUCCUGCUGCUGCUCCACGAGUCCACCCUGGUCGUCCGCCUGCUGAACCCUCUCACACACCAGCUCACCCAUCUCCCGCCGGUGACCGCCCUCCUGAGCCCCGAGCAGAGUCGAUCUAGGCGCUGCGGCUUACAGAUCAAAGUUAUGGUGUCUGGCGUGGGCCUCGUUGCAGAUUCCUCGGUGGCAGUCAGUUUCUUUGAUCCCAUGGUGCUUGCUGUCGCUAAACCCGGCGAUGAUAGUUGGACAGUGGCCCACAAUGAUGGAAUUAAUACGACUCUGUCUUUUGCGGGCCGCUUCUACUGUGCCACCUACAGGGGUGUCAUGGUGUUGAACAUGGGCUCAGAUCAGCAGCCGCCACGGCUCCAUAUGGUCGCUGAUCGGAGCAAGUCGUUUUAUUUCAACCCAAUGGCACACAGCCUCCACCUGGCGGACAAUGGUGGGGAGUUGAUGCUGGUGCACCGGACCCUAUGCCACGACACCAAGUAUGGCAGGAGGUAUGAUGUUUAUAGAGUGGAUUUGGAAGCUGGAGUCCUGGUCCCGGUCAAGUGCUUCAACGGGCGUGCCGUGUUCAUGGGCAUGGGUCGCACGAUUUCCGUAUCAGCUCAGAACCCCUUUCCCUGUGUUGCUUCUGAUACCAUCUACAUGGGGCCGGAUUGCGAUGUCAAGAUUCAGGGUUACAAUAUUGCAGAUGGAAGAAGAUGCGAUCUGAUUGGAGCGGUAUGCCCACGUAGCGUUGUGGAUUGUCUCCGCUACUGCAUCCAGGGAUUCGGCAAGCUACUUGCCUGAGCCUCAGGACGAAUGAUGGGUGUUUGCUCUUUGCUAUGAUUCUGUUUCUCUGGUGUGGUGUUUGCCGUGAUUCUGAUCUUGGCCUACUGCUGGGUGUGGUGUCUGCUGUGAUUCUGGUCCUGGCCUUAUGCGUCAGUUACUGUGUAUCAGACAGCAUUAAGAUAUGUACCUCAAAUAAUGUAAACGCUUAUUAAACAAAAAUUGUUACUGGUUUUCUGUUUCUGAUAUUUACAUAUGAUGUGGCAAUAUACUGAUGAAACGAAA